This is a messenger RNA of Nymphaea colorata (pocket water lily), 1984 nucleotides long. Its product is annotated as pectinesterase-like. The coding region runs from base 47 to 1735 and encodes 562 amino acids. Gene Ontology annotation, molecular function: pectinesterase inhibitor activity; pectinesterase activity. The record is from RefSeq and is a predicted model, not a curated record. The transcript has 3 exons. Gene Ontology annotation, biological process: cell wall modification. NCBI's taxonomy places the organism in Eukaryota, Viridiplantae, Streptophyta, Magnoliopsida, Nymphaeales, Nymphaeaceae.
GCAACCAAGAAGAAGAGACGUAGAUAGGGAGGGAGAGAGAGAGACAAUGUCUCAGGCAACCGCCAUUGUCACUGGCUUCACCAUCCUCACCUUCUUCGUCGUCCUUCUGCCCGUCUCCUCCUCAGAAAACAUCACUCAACCGGUCGCCCCUGACACAGCCUGCGACGUCACCACCAACCCUUCCUUCUGCAAGACCCUUAUCCCCAGCCGAGCUCGCUCCGACCUCUAUGGCUACGGCCGCUACCUGAUCAAGAAGUCCCUGCAACAAUCGGCCAAAUUCUCCUUCCUCCUCGACCGAACCGUCAGGGGCAAACGCCGACUCUCGCCGCUGGCGACCGGCGCCCUGAACGACUGCCUCCUCCUCUCCGAGCUCAGCACCGACUUCUUGAUCUCCUCCCUCACCACCCUCGACUCCAACGACACCACCAACCUCCCGGACGCGCAGGGAGACAAAGUCCAUACACUCCUCAGCGCCAUUAUCACCAACCAGCAGACUUGCUUAGAUGGGCUCAACGAGGCUUCCUUCCUGAAACAAAGGGACCCUCUCCACGCCCCGCUAAACGACGACAAGAAGCUCUUCAGUGUCUCGCUCGCCAUGUUCGCCCACUCGUGGGUGCCCAAGAACAAGACCAGGAAGGCCGCUCCCGGCGCCGCCAAACACAAGCCCGGCCGGCACCUUUCCGACGAGCUGGCAGUGCGGGAGGACGGGAUCCCUUACUGGGUCAACCGUGGGAUUUUCAGGAUGAACAGACGGAUGGCGCUUGAGGGAGACAGUGUCCUGGUGAACGACCUGGUGACGGUCGCGCAGGACGGGAGCGGCAACUUCACCACCAUCAACGACGCCGUGGCCGCGGCGCCGGACAAAAGUAUCGCCGACAAUGGCUACUUCGUGAUCUACGUGACCGCCGGCGUCUACCAGGAGUACGUGUCGAUAGGGAAGAAGAAGAUGAACAUAAUGAUGGUGGGUGAUGGCAUCAACCAGACGAUCAUCACGGGCAACAGAAGCGUGGUUGACGGCUGGACCACCUUCCACUCCGCUACCCUCGCUGUGGUUGGCCAAGGUUUUAUCGGGAUUGGCUUCACCGUCCAGAACACGGCCGGACCGGCGAAGCACCAAGCAGUUGCAGUGAGGAACGGGGCCGACACCUCCACCUUUUACCAGUGCAGCUUCGAGGGCUACCAGGACACGCUCUACACCCACUCCCUGCGCCAGUUCUACAGGGAAUGCGACGUCUACGGCACGGUCGACUUCAUCUUUGGCAACGCGGCUGUGGUCUUCCAGAACUGCAACCUCUACGCUAGACUGCCGCUGCCCGGCCAGAACAACAUGUUCACGGCUCAGGGCAGGUCGGACCCGAAUCAGAACACAGGCACCUCCAUCGUAAACUGCUCCAUUCUGGCCGCCCCGGACCUGGCGGCCGACGGCAAGACCCAGUCGUAUCUUGGCCGGCCGUGGAAGGAAUACUCAAGAACAGUCUACAUGCAUUCCUUCAUCGAUGGCUUGAUCGACCCCGCCGGUUGGUCGCCGUGGUCCGGCGACUUUGCGCUCAGCACGCUGUACUACGGAGAGUUUGGCAACAGAGGGCCUGGUUCGGACCCCAGCAGGAGGGUCCAGUGGCCCGGCCACCAUAUUAUGACCCUCAAUGACACCAGCAACUUCACUGUGGUUAACUUUGUGCAAGGGAACGCCUGGUUGCCUACCACGUCCGUGACCUUCUCAGCUGGACUCGACUGAGUGGAGAAAGAAGAAAAAGUCAUUUGUCUUUCUUUGCCAGUAUGCUCACUCUUCUACGUCGCAGGAGAACAGAACCAAACUAAGACGGCAACCCUUUUGUCCUCUUCCCAAUACAGCAGGACAGCACAAGUUGUUCUGCAAAUUUUCUUCUUCAAUUUUUUUCUUUACUUUUGGCGUAUGAUCCAUUCUUAUAUGAUUACGAAGCAUAAGAAUUAUGAUGCCAUUGAAAAAGUAAAAUUUUAUUGUUAC